CGUCUUGACAAACGUUAUCCAGAAACAAAACAUGAACAACAUAGCCACCAUCUGUUUCAAACCCUGCAUUCCUUUCCCAGUACAAUCUCCCAAAACCAGCUUCAGAAAAUUCCCACUCACAAUACCUCGAUCCAGUCUUCAAGAUUCUCAACCACCCAACUCAACCCAACAACAACAACAACAACUCAAUCUCUCUGUUCUUCGCUUCACAUUGGGGAUACGUGGGUUGGAUGAAUCCUACUUGCCCAGAUGGAUCGGUUAUGGCUUUGGUUCGCUUCUCCUUUUGAAUCACUUUCUUGGGAGUGAUGCAGCCGCUGUUACACCAGCUCAGUUUAGCACAGAGGUUUUCGGUCUGUCUUUAGCUUCCUUCUCAAUUGUGCUGCCCUACCUUGGUAAAUUUCUCAAGGGUGCUCAACCAGUGGACGAAAAGACUAUACCAGAAGGAACUGAACAGAUAUUUGUCAUGUCAACAGAGGUAGAGAAUGGCCUGAAGGAGGAUCUUGCUUGGGCAUCAUAUGUUUUGUUGCGUAAUACAAAUGCCAUAGCUAUGCUAAUUUUAAUUCAAGGAGAAAUAUGUGCAAGGGGAUACUGGAACAUACCAGAUGAUACAUCAAAAGAAAUUCUUUCGGAUUGGUUUAAGAAAAAAAUUGAAAAAGCUGGCCUCUAUGAUUUGAAAGACACCCUAUAUUUUCCCCAAGACUCAGAUUCUGAAUUUCAGGAUCUGGUACCUACAGGGACUCGCUGUCUUUUGAUCCAACCAGUCUUACAUGUUUCUAAUGAGAAUGAUGUUGGCUUGCAAAAACCUGGUGGGUUCAUUCUUCUGGCCUCAACUACAAGGUAUGCAUUUAGCAAUAAAGACAAAGCCUGGAUUGCAGCUGUGGCAAACAAAUUUAGAGGUAGAGGAUCUGUUGAAGAUUGAAAUCUGUGGCAUAGGAUUUAACAGCUCAAAAUCAAGACUUUCUUGGUUAAAUUAAGGGGGAAAAAUUAGGAAAUUGAAGAAUUAAGUGGAAUAUGUGAAGGGUCAGACUGAUUUGCAAGCAUUGGGAUAAGGAUUUAAGAUCAGUCAGUAGCAGCUUUUGGACAAUGAUGAACAUUUUCUAUAAAUUUUGAAAAAGUGGGUGCAUUGAAUUCUAAUUUGAAUCAAUGGAGGCAUCUCAAAUUUGAAAAUUACUAUUAGUCUUUAUACUUGUUUAUUAAUGCAGUUUAUGAAAGAAUUAUGUAACUUUUUUUGUGUUUUUCUUAAAAAGAGUUUAUGGAAAAUUCGUCAAAAACAGGUUUUGGUCUUGAAUUGUAUUAUUUAUAGAUGUAUAGAAGAUGGUCUUAUUGCAGAAGUUACCAUGAUGAUCUGAGAUUCUGGUUAGCCAUGUCAA
Messenger RNA from Vigna radiata var. radiata (mung bean), 1370 nucleotides. RefSeq names its product protein COFACTOR ASSEMBLY OF COMPLEX C SUBUNIT B CCB2, chloroplastic. The record is from RefSeq and is a predicted model, not a curated record. NCBI's taxonomy places the organism in Eukaryota, Viridiplantae, Streptophyta, Magnoliopsida, Fabales, Fabaceae. The coding region runs from base 32 to 919 and encodes 295 amino acids. Gene Ontology annotation, biological process: cytochrome b6f complex assembly. The transcript is spliced from 7 exons.